Molecule: messenger RNA, 1855 nt
Organism: Pelecanus crispus (Dalmatian pelican)
Lineage: Eukaryota; Metazoa; Chordata; Aves; Pelecaniformes; Pelecanidae
Source: RefSeq, a predicted model, not a curated record
AUGUACCUGAGGAGCAUUACCCGCGCCCCUUACCUGCUCUGUGCCGGGAUCUGGCAGCACCCACAGGGGUUAAUUCGGCGGAGGCAAUCGGGAUGGUGCCAUUAUAAAGCCGUGAUCUUUGACGCAAGCGGAGUGCUCCUUCCGGCCCCUUACAAGACAGCCGCGGACUGGGAGGCCCGGAAUUGUAUUCCAGCCGGCACCAUCCAGCAAGCUAUACUCUCUGGAGGGGAAAAUAGUCCCUCUCUGAAGUACACAAGAGGAGAGCUGACGACUGUGGAGUUUUUGCAGGAAUUGGGACAGCAGUGCUUUGAGAUUGCAAAUAUCUGUGUUCCAGUGGACUCUUUUCUCUUGGACUUGAUCAAAAAUGAGAUGAUAAAACAGCUCCCCAUAAUGGCAGAAGCAGUACAGUGUAUCCGUGCAGAAGGUCUUAAGACAGCUCUUCUAAGCAACAGCUUCUGUCUGCUGAAUGGAGAGGGCUUUCUGCCCCUAGACCGAGAGCACUUUGAUGUGAUGGUUGAAUCCUACCAGGAAGGAAUGCGCAAGCCAGAUCCUCGUAUCUACAAGCUGUGCUUGGAGCGCUUGGGUGUUCAGCCCCAGGAAUCCAUCUUCCUCGACAGCAGCAGCCAGAACCUAGAAGCAGCAGCCCAGCUUGGCAUUAAAACAGUGAAGGUUGAUGAUCCAGAAGUAGCACUCAAAGAGCUAGAAACCUAUCUGGGUUUUCCUUUGCAAGGGUUUGUUCCAUACACUCGUUCAGUGAGACCAAGCAUGGAAAUCCCAAAAGAUCGUCUGCAAAAGUACCUUGAAAACGUUCUCAGUGACCAGGCAACAGGCCCACUAGUAUUACGGCAAUUUGGCCACGGACAGUCUACCCGGACCUAUUACGUCAAGUUUGGAGAUCGCUUGCUGGUGCUGAAGAAGGAGCCCUCUGACAGUCUGCAUCCCUCAGGCCCUGCUGUCAGAAGGGAAUACAGGGUACUGAAAGCACUCGCUGAGGCUGGUGUUCCUGUUCCCACUGUACUUGCUCUCUGCGAGGACAGAAGCACCCUUGGCACACCUUUCUACCUGAUGGAGUACUGUGCUGGCUGUGUCUACAGCGACGUCUCCCUGCCUGGGCUGCAGCCUAGCCAGCGGAGGGCUAUUUAUGCUGCCAUGAGUGAAGUCCUCUCCAAGAUCCACAGCGUAGACCUCAGAGCAGCCAAACUGGAGGACCUGAGGGAGCAUGGUGAUUACAUUCAGUGGCAAGUUAAGACCUGGACAAAGCAGUAUCGAGCUAUGGAAACUCAUGUUAUCCCAGCCAUGGAGAGACUCAUCGAGUGGUUGCCUCUGCAUUUUCCUGAAUCUCAGAAGACAACAGUCGUGCAUGGUGAUUUCAGGAUGGACAACCUGGUCUUUCAUCCAGACAGGCCAGAAGUCCUUGCUGUCCUUGGCUGGAAGCUUUCAACUCUAGGAGAUCCCAUCUCUGAUUUGGCGAAUAACUGUAUGGCCUACUUCCUGCCACCUCACUUUAAUGCACUGAGAGGCUUGAGGAAGUGUGAUUUGGGGCACCUGGGAGUCCCCACGGCAGAGGAGUAUUCCCGGAUGUACUGCAGCCACAUGGGAGUGGAGCACCCUGAGAACUGGAAUUUCUACAUGGCCUUUGCCUUUUUCCGACUGGCUGCAAUGCUGCAGGGACUUUACAAACACUCUCUGGAAGGUGAAAGCAGCCCAGAGGAUGCAGAAUUUGUGGCUGACCUGGCUUGGGAGUUUGCCAUAAAAGAAGGAUUCCGUGUGUUUGACAGCCUCCCCACCACAAAACCUCUCGCACGAUCUUACAGCACCUGGGCCAGGCGAGGGCCAGUCCUCAGCAGGAGCUAUG